CACACCCAGGGCCUCUGGGACCCCUAAUGAUCUGGGGGCCCAUUUUCCAGGCUUGUAAUCCAGCCUUAGUUCCACUCACAAUAUAUUGAGUUAGACACAUUGUCACAAUGCACCACAAACUAAAUAUUUGAUUUCACAUAUAGGCCUACAUUCAUCUGAGAGUUAUAUAAUUGUCCAUACUGUGGAUGGGUUGAUAAACAAGAGAGGGACAGUCAGCAGUCAGACAGAGUCAGGGACCCUCCAUGAACCGCCGCAGUGAUUGUGUGGCACAGUCCGGACCAUGCAGGCCUUCACUCGGCCAGCAGGUGUCGCUGCGGACUAUGGAGAAACCGACUGGAGAAGAGACGGGGCCUGGCCUGGGAAUUUGCAGCUCGCUUCCCAUUCUUCCGAUGCAGACAGACACACAACAUGGCGGACUAGAAUAGUCGGCCGACGCGCCCGGAUACAGCGGAUAAACCGUGGGAUUUAUCAUCCAGGAAAGCUAAAAAAGUACACUCUGAAGGGACGGUACGUUAGGGCGGACUGAGGAUUGUUUGGGGGGCGCCGGUACUCGCCUGGAUUUAGCGGAUAAACUGACAGCGAAGUGUUGGCCGUGUGUCCCAGAUCGUGCUUCCCUCCUCUGCUAUCACCCAGGUCCCCCCACCCCGCUCACACUCUCGGUUCCAGGGGUGUGGAGACAGGGGCCGGGGUUGAAAAACGUGGAAGAGAAAGAGAGCAUAAAUUCCUACUUGGCUUUGACUUGUUUUUUUGCCCCUUUCGGGUUUCCUCUGGGCGCUACAGGAGUUGUGAACCACGCUGUGCGAAUGAGUGAUUGAUGCCAAUUUCGCUUCUUCAGGGCAGAAUGGGUGUGUGUCCCCUGCUCCUGCUGCUCGGUCUAGCCCUCGGGGCCUCAGCCCAGGAUCAUGUCCCCGUCACAAGUCCUCCAAAUAUCACUGCCAAACCCACAGACCCCCCAGCCGCACCCUCCCUCAACAUCACAGCCGCACACACACCAGCCCCCACAGGCCCACCCACAACACUCGCCGUCAUCCCGGUGACGACAAAAACAACCACCACCACGACCACAAGCCCAGCUGUUGAUGAGAACGUACAACCGGUGGGUCCCAAUGCCACCAGGAAGUUGGCACCAAUCCCUCCUCCCCUACCCCCAGCUCCAACUGAUGCCCCUCAGGCACCACCGAGCACCGCGCCUCCACCUCCUCCCACCACAGAGGAAGAAGGGAACUGGACCACAUCUUCGGUUCCAGACACCCCAACUCUAGAAACCUAUUCUGAUGAGGGGCAGGAAAUCACGGUGGAGACGGAGACCACCACAGAACCUGGCAUGGAAUUCACCUCCGACACGAGCCCACAUGACAACAACCCGUCUGACGAAAUGCCAAUCAUAGCGGUGAUGGUGGCCCUGUCCUCCCUGCUGGUCAUCAUCUUCAUCAUCAUCAUCCUCUACAUGCUCAGGUUUAAAAAGUACAAGCAGGCAGGAAGCCAUUCAAACUCCUUCAGAUUGACCAACGGCAGAUCAGAUGAUACAGAACUCCAAAGUGUGCCGCUAUUGGCCCGUUCGCCCAGCACAAACAGGAAGUACCCGCCCCUUCCUGUCGACAAGCUCGAGGAAGAAAUGAAUCGUCGCAUGGCUGAUGACAACAAGCUCUUCAGGGAGGAGUUUAAUGCUCUGCCGGUCUGCCCCAUCCAGGCAUCGUGUGACGCUGCUUCCAAGGAAGAGAAUAAAGAAAAGAACAGAUACGUCAACAUCCUGCCAUAUGAUCACUCCAGGGUGCAUCUCUCAUCUCUGGAGGGAGUCCCUGACUCUGACUUCAUCAAUGCCUCCUUUAUAAAUGGUUACCAAGAGAAGAAUAAGUUUAUUGCAGCUCAAGGGCCGAAGGAGGAAACAGUAAAUGACUACUGGCGGAUGAUCUGGGAGCAGAACACAGCCACCAUUGUCAUGGUGACUAAUCUGAAGGAGAGAAAAGAGUGUAAGUGUGCCCAGUACUGGCCGGACCAGGGCUGUUGGACAUACGGGAACAUCCGUGUCUCUGUGGAAGACACGAUGGUUCUAGUGGACUACACCAUCCGCAAGUUCUGCAUCCAACAGGUGGGAGAUGUGUCUGGGAAGAAGCCUCAGAGACUUGUCACCCAAUUCCACUUCACCAGCUGGCCAGACUUCGGGGUGCCCUUCACCCCCAUCGGCAUGCUCAAGUUCCUCAAGAAAGUCAAGACCUGCAAUCCCCAGUAUGCAGGGCCCAUCGUGGUCCACUGCAGCGCGGGAGUGGGAAGGACAGGUACUUUCAUUGUGAUCGACGCCAUGUUGGACAUGAUGAACGCUGAGAGGAAGGUGGACGUGUUCGGCUUUGUCACCAGGAUCAGAGCCCAGCGCUGUCAGAUGGUCCAGACUGAUAUGCAGUAUGUGUUCAUAUUCCAGGCGUUGUUAGAGCACUACCUGUAUGGAGACACAGAGCUGGAGGUGACCUCUCUGGAGUCCCACCUGGCCAAACUCUACGCCCCCUCACCUGGAGCUGGCUGCAGUGGUCUGGAGGCUGAAUUCAAGAAACUGACAUCCAUCAAGAUCCAGAAUGACAAGAUGAGAACAGGCAACCUGCCUGCCAACAUGAAGAAGAACAGAGUCCUACAGAUCAUUCCAUAUGAGUUCAACAGAGUGAUCAUUCCAGUCAAACGAGGAGAGGAGAACACCGACUACGUCAAUGCCUCUUUCAUUGAUGGCUACCGUCAGAAGGACUCGUACAUGGCCAGCCAGGGCCCACUGCAGCACACCAUAGAGGACUUCUGGAGGAUGAUCUGGGAGUGGAGAAGCUGCUCUAUAGUUAUGCUCACUGAGCUGGAGGAGAGAGGGCAGGAAAAGUGUGCUCAGUAUUGGCCCAGUGAUGGAGUGGUGGUCCAUGGAGACAUCUCCAUCGAGAUUAAAAGGGAGGAGGAGAGCGAGAGCUACACAGUGCGUGACCUCCUGGUCACCAACAACAGGGAGAACAAGGCUCGAGCAGUGCGUCAGUUCCAUUUCCACGGCUGGCCAGAGGUGGGCAUCCCCACUGAUGGUAAAGGCAUGAUCAACAUAAUCGCUGCAGUGCAGAAGCAGCAGCAGCAGUCUGGCAACCACCCCAUCACUGUACACUGCAGUGCUGGUGCUGGCCGGACAGGGACUUUCUGUGCGUUGAGUACAGUCCUGGAGAGAGUGAAGGCAGAAGGCAUCCUGGAUGUUUUCCAGACAGUCAAGAGCCUCAGACUGCAGAGACCCCACAUGGUGCAGACACUGGAGCAGUACGAGUUCUGCUACAAAGUGGUCCAGGAGUAUAUCGAUGCCUUUUCUGACUACGCCAACUUCAAGUAGGGACCUGCCAUGGAUGGAUAUCCGCAUUCACUUCACACAAGCAUAUGCACGCACCCGAACACAUACACACACACACACAUACACACACACACACACACACACACACACACACAUCAUGCAGAAAGCUGCAUAUUCCCAUCUGAUGGAUUUUAAAAAAAAAAAGACUCAUCACAACUUGAUCUGUGGAUGGGAUGAACUGCCCGGAGGAAAAGGGAACAGAGGUCUCAGCCCAGAGGACAGGGCAGUGCAGUCGGACAGAGAAAUUAACUGAGAUGCCUUCUUGAAUAUUUUGUAAUAUUGGUCUUGUUAAUAUAGCCCUUCAACCCUAUUUGCCCUCCCCACCUCCCCUAUGUAUAUAUACUUACUGUGUUGCAUCUUAUUACUUUGGUUUCAGACACAGUUUUGAGUUUGGCUGCAUUUUCGGGUGGCACCUGUAAUGUAUUUUAUUGGUAUAUAUAUAAAUAUAUAAAUAUAUAUGGAUAUAAAUCUAAUGCUUUUGAGGCUAAUGUAAAAAAAAAAAAUCCAGAAUCAAAGUAUUGAUGUUUUGGAUUUUCUUUUUGUUUUGUUUUUACUUUUUAGGGACAGAGACUUAAAAAGUUUUUGGCUUUGCCAGAGCCACGCUGUAGCGCCGUGUGUGGUGGCAGAAAACAAAGCCUGGACUGUUUUUCACUCUGAGACAUUCAUACAGUGCACAUUCACACACAUACACGAGCAGAGCCUUUUUUUUUUCCCCCCACACUGAAUUAGUUGCAUCUCCUUGGCAAAGAUAUUUUUUUCAAGCCACUUACAGUUUCUCCCCUUUUUAAGUUUCAGGCACCAGGGGUUUAAAGGUGAAUCAUGAUUGGAGAUGAGAAUCUCUAGCUCAUAGUCUCAGGUUGACACACACAAACAUAUACAGUAAAUACCAGGAGCCAUUUGUUCUUUUUUUCCCUUUCUUUUUUUUUUUUUGCUUUUUAGAGCAUCUGUGUGUGCGCGUGCGUUUGAACUGGAGUAUAAGCUGGCUGAGAGGACACGCUGUGUUUUCACAUCACUGUCUUCUAUCCACCAAGUGCCAAAGUCCUUCACUCACUUGGUUAUGCAGCUCUACCAACCACGUUUAGACACUCAGACAACAAAGCUCUGUUUCCUGUCCUAAGGAUCUGUAACAAACACAUUUCUGGACUAUGACAUGAAAUUGGGAAAGUAGAAAUUGACUAUAGAUUUUUUUUUUAACCCCAUAUAGUAAAUAGAAUGAUAAGGAAUAAUAUAAUUGCUCAAGUUUUUAUGUUGAAUCUUGAUGAUGAUUUUUAUUUUAUUUGAAGGUCUGUUACAGCAUUAACAGCAGUGUUAAUCAUGUAGACAAGCCAAAACACAAACAACACAAUCACAAGCAACGCCGUCACUGCAUCAUUAGAAAUCAACCAAUGUUCUGCACCCCAGAAUAUUUCUUCUCUUGUUUACAGACGCAUCAGUAUUUUCUUGUAGAUUGUAUUUCUGUAUGAGUUUCUUUUCAGUCUGCCAGACUUUAUUGUCAUUUCUUUUCUUUUUUUUUUCUUUUUGAUAUCAGCCUCACAUCACUACGCUGUAAUGUCACACUUUGAAAGAAUGAUUCCCUUUUUUUAUUUUCCCACCAUGAACACUGAUGCAGAAGAAUGUUGCUUUUUAUUCGAAUGCUGUUGCUAACAUUUUCCUCAAAAAUGGAUACAUUGUUACUUUAAUAGUGAAAGUGUGCCAUGCAAUGUGUGCUCUGAUUUUUUUUUUUCUUUUCUUUUUAAUGACUGUCCUAUGAGGACAUUCAGACUUGAACUACAGUUGGGUUUUUCUUUGUUUUUUUUUUUUCAAGAUGAGGUCACAAUUGAGGCCAUGCCCUUUAUAUGAUUGUAAUGAAAGAAGAAUGAUGUCAGUUAACCGCAUGGCUUUAGGUCAGUCCUAAUUUCCACUCGGUCACCUCAGGAAAUGACUGAUGCCAGGAUUUGAUUGAAUUUACAAACUGAACAAAUUCAGCUUGAGUUCAUCUCUGCAGCUGACAUACAUUCAGAUGGUUUCAGCUCUCACCGGAUAUCGUGCUUCACCACCUGAAACUAAAGAUGAAACUGGUAGAGUUAACUUUUGUCUGUGAUUACAUGAAAAGGAUUUUUUAACACGUUUUAAUCCUGCGACACUAGAACAUAUUUCUUUUAGGAGUUUUUCAAGUUAUUUCAAUAUUUUUAAUACAGAUUCAACAGCCCCGUAUGGAUCACACUGACUCGGAAUUACACUAACAGUCCUGUAUUUAAUUACUUUUCAUAAAAAAAAAGGAGCACAAUCAAUCUUAAUUUAUUUAUAGUGGACAAAGAAAUCAGAAGUACAUGCUGAAUUUUUAGAAAGGGUGGUUGCGUCAAUGUUGAUUGUCUGAACAGUCAUGCACUAUUUGCACCAAAAGCAAAGCCCUUAAAAAGUACAGAACCAAAUGAGAGAAGAGAGAUUGACAUUGGAAUAUAUUUACUUUGAACUCUUGAGAAGGUUUCAGGUCUUAUAGCCUUCUUAUUAGCCCUCCUGUUGGGACUUAAAGUAGCAAAUAUUAAAAUUGACCAAUCACUGAAAUUGUUGCCUGUUUGUGCAUUGUCAUCGUCAUUUCAGGUCUUCUUUCGUUCCAAAGCAUCACAAGUGCCCGCUCUAGUAGUUAGGUGCUGUUAUGUUCUUCAUUUAUUUACUUUGUCACUUACCGGGUCUUUAAUUAAUAGAGGAGGGGGACGCUUAAUUGUUUAGCUAUUCUGUCUGUUGGCUUAUGCUUAAAUUUCAUGGGUUUAUUGUGUGUGUUUGGAUCAUGUGGUAACAUUGUCUCACUGCAGUUUGACAGGAAAACAUGACACUGUGCCAACCCAAGAGACCCCUUAUUUUGCUAUUAUAAUGAACUACUAAAGUGCCUCACUGGUAGGUUUUAAAAACAAAUUAAUUCUCCUAACUUACCCUUCAAUAUGUGGUGAAACCAUCAUCUUAAAGGCUGUGCUUUGCAUUUCCCUAAACAUCACCUGCAGACCAAUGACAAAUCCUUUUUGUAUGAUGAAUGGAGAGGGCCAAAACCAAGACCACGUCAAUCAUCCUUCCUUUCACAUUCCCUCUAGUUGACUUAUAAGUACAUUAGAUUCCUUGUUUGUGCAGAUCAAACUAACAUUGAGGUCACUUUUUAAAUUGAUUUCCAUCUUGAUUCAAUGGCUUCAUUUCAUUCCAUAUCGCUUGAAUGUGGGAUCCAUGACAAGUAAUCCAUCGUGGAUACCCAGAUGUUCAACAAAAAAAAAAAUCAUGAAUUCAUCUUUUUUUGAGUUAUCACCAAGGGAAACCAUGCGUCCCUGAUUCACUCCCCUUUAUUCCAGCCUAAUUUCUUGACAGUUGGGCUGGAGGAAGACUAGAGUCGAUUUACCCUCUUCUUCUCUCCACCUUUAUGUGUCUUUUAUGUCCCCUACGUCUCUUAUCCAACUCCAUUUAUUGCUGUCCACUUGUUUCCCCACUUUUCCUCUUUCACUUUCUCCUCAGACCAUUUGUUCCCAGUGGUCACAGCCCACUCCCUUUUGUACAUAAUGUAAGGUUAUUUAUAUUUCAUUCCUGUCUGCUGCCUUGCUUAUUUUAUUUUCUUCUCCCCCCCUUCUCUUUUUAAGAAAAAAAAGAUGUAUAUUGAACUGUAUCGGGACCAUUUUGAAAUGUAUUAGAGAUGUUUUGGCCAUUUUUAAUUUGGUAUAAUUGUCUUAAGCGAAUCCUAUUUUUUAAUUUGCCUCUGUUUCUAGUGUUUUGUUAUUCAACAUUUGAAUAUAUGUAUAUAUAAUUAUAUAUAUGAUAAAAUUAUAUAUAAUUAUAUAAUGCCAAAUGGCCUUUCUAAGCAAGAUACUGUUCAAACCUAAUAAAGUGCUUGAGAUUUUA
Messenger RNA from Thunnus maccoyii (southern bluefin tuna), 7210 nucleotides. RefSeq names its product protein tyrosine phosphatase receptor type A (gene ptpra). NCBI's taxonomy places the organism in Eukaryota, Metazoa, Chordata, Actinopteri, Scombriformes, Scombridae. Gene Ontology annotation, biological process: protein dephosphorylation. The record is from RefSeq and is a predicted model, not a curated record. The transcript is spliced from 22 exons. Gene Ontology annotation, molecular function: protein tyrosine phosphatase activity. Bases 815 to 3337 code for a protein of 840 amino acids.